AUGAAAAAACCAGCAGUGGUGGACAGUCGUCAGUUCUUCUGCACACAUUGGCGCUUGUGGCUGCUGUUGGGUUGCGCACGUGAGCCAGUGCGCUACCAGUUGCUCUAUCGCCUCUACCGUACCGUUGUCAAUGCGCUCAUAAUACUCUUCUAUCCUGGCACUGUACUUAUAGCCCUCUGCAAUAGUGGUAAUGUAAACGAUUUGCUCCAAACGCUGCCCAUUUGCGCCGCCGCUCUAGCCUGUAGUGCUAAAUACAUUAGCUACUAUCGUAGACUGAAUUUGGUGCGGCAAGUCGAGCAGAUCUUUAACGCUUUGGACGAACAGAUACUACUGGAAGAGGACCGGGAGUUUUUUGCUGGCAUUCAUCGAGGCACUAAUUUGAUAUUGAAUACACUGCGCGGCAUAUGCGUCUUCUUAUUUGCUAUUACAGCCAUGGCGUUUGCUGCUUCGCUUGAGAACCGUGAUUUGGCUUUUGCCAUAGAAUUGCCGUUUGAUUGGCGCGCAUCGACGGCGGCGUAUGUUGGCGCUGUUGCAUUGGAAUUGUUGCUAUUGACCUGCGACCUCGUGCAGAGUCUGGCAAAUGACUCCUUUCCGGCGGUUGCUCUGUGUGUUCUAACGAACCACACACGUUUGCUAGGAGCUCGGCUGAGUCGGAUCGGUCAUACUGGUAAGGAUGUGCAGGCGAAUAUUCGAGAGUUGCAGCAAUGCAUUAUUGAUCAUCAACGUCUGUAUAGAUUGCAGGCAAUCAUUGAAGAAAUCAUUUCAAUGCCGGUCUUUAUUCAAUACGCGGUCACCGCCUUCCAGGACUGCUUUACUCUGAUAACAUUUAUAUUCUACACGAAUACCGUUUCCGAUAAAGUUCUAUAUUUGACCUACUUAUUGGCUUUGCAGCUACAAAUUUUCCCCCUCUGUUACUAUGGCGCAGCUUGUGCUCAGUCGAUGGACGAUCUGCAGCAGGGGCUUUACGCCAGCAAUUGGAUUGAACAGGAUCAGGUGUACCGACGUCUGGUUACCAUAUUAUCUCAGCGCUCCUUAAAGAGCACAACUGUCUACGCGGCGGGACUCAUUCCCAUUCACUUGAGCACAUUCGUAAGAACCCUUCAGGGCGCUUAUUCCUUCUACACAUUUGUGGAGGGAGUUAGAAAGGUAUAG
Bactrocera neohumeralis is the source of this 1152-nucleotide messenger RNA. Its product is annotated as odorant receptor 59a-like. Gene Ontology annotation, biological process: detection of chemical stimulus involved in sensory perception of smell; sensory perception of smell. Bases 1 to 1152 code for a protein of 383 amino acids. Gene Ontology annotation, molecular function: olfactory receptor activity; odorant binding. NCBI's taxonomy places the organism in Eukaryota, Metazoa, Arthropoda, Insecta, Diptera, Tephritidae. The transcript has 2 exons. The record is from RefSeq and is a predicted model, not a curated record. Gene Ontology annotation, cellular component: plasma membrane.